Calidris pugnax (ruff) is the source of this 3187-nucleotide messenger RNA. It is a transcript of the gene ANGEL2, whose product is annotated as angel homolog 2 (Drosophila). Gene Ontology annotation, molecular function: 3'-5'-RNA exonuclease activity; mRNA 3'-UTR binding. NCBI's taxonomy places the organism in Eukaryota, Metazoa, Chordata, Aves, Charadriiformes, Scolopacidae. The coding region runs from base 1173 to 2846 and encodes 557 amino acids. Gene Ontology annotation, biological process: 3'-UTR-mediated mRNA stabilization. The record is from RefSeq and is a predicted model, not a curated record. The transcript is spliced from 10 exons.
CCCGGGUGUUUCCCCGGAGCUUUGGCGGCCGGCUUGGAGCCGGGCCCAGGCACGGCAGCCGCUGGGUGCUGGAUGGCCCCCGGCCCGGCCGGGCCCUCUCCGUCUCUCCCGCCCUCUCUCCCGCACCGCUUCCAGCCGCGGGUUUUGAGUACCCCCGGUUCCUGACAGGCGACUGGGAUGUGGCCGCCUCUUUCGGGAGCCUGAAAGCCUGCGGUGGCGUGGAUGAGGCCAAGGUGUCACAGUGAAAUCACCCAGGCAGCCCGGUUCCCGUCCAGGUGUCCUGCCGGGGCAGGGCUGUGAGGGACCACAAGUACAAGCUCCCCAUGGCUUCUACAAGAGCUUCCAGUGACGGAGCCGGUACACCACUUCCAGCGGUCGCCAUGGGCUACUUUAAGAUAUGCUGCCCUAAACCUAAAGGCCUGUAAGGCAGAAACGACUCCCGGAUUUUGAAGAGGAAUGUUAUACAGCAAGGCAAGUGCGAUAGCUACUGAAUUGCGGCGACGCUUGGUGCCUCAGGCAGGUUCUCCAUCUCGGGGCUGCCAGAAGCUUUGGUGCCAGCAAACUCUCCAGGGGCUCGAGGCGCACGGCUUCGGUCCGAAGGAGCACGACCUGGGGCUGCACGGCCUCCUACCAUCACCGGUUCGGAAGAGCACAGAUGGUAAACGUGGUGCUGCUGCCCUGAAACGGCACCUUGAAACAGACGGCAGCUCUUCCCGAGAGGCUUUUAAGACCCUACGGGGACAGACAGUAAUCUCAAGGAGAAGACCGCAUAUGGAAACUACUCCAUUGGAACUGCGCUACAUCCAUCUAAAAGAACCACAAGCCUGAAAUCAAGCCACCUUCACCGGCUUUGGCCGGGCUCUGUCCGAGCCAUCCCCACCGGCGCCCUGGCCUAAGAUGGCGGCCUGGCUUCGGCGCCGGCCUCCCGCCCGCAUCAACCCCGGCUCCGGCGGGGCGGCACCGGCCCUCGGACUACAAGUCCCAGGAGCCAGCGGGCGCAGGGCGCGCCGCCGCCGCCGCCCCUGCGAGGUAAGCGGCGGGUCGGCCGGCAGCGGCGGGCGGAGCUGGCGCUGCCCUGGAAUGACCCCCUUUGGGGGUGCCGGGGCUGCGCGGAGCCGGUAACGGGGCCCCCCUGGGCCGGGCCCGCACCCGGGCCCGCCGGCAGACACUCCAUGCUGCCCCGUCAGGUGCAGAGGCUGGGCAGAGACUGCAUCGCCCACUGGAACGGUUCUCAGAUACUUGCCUUCAACAGCCCGGUUCCCAACUGUGUGAGAUGGGCCGGAUACUGUCCCUGGGCCUCGUUUCCACUUCCUGUUCCAGUUGACUUCUCAGCAAACUGGAGAGUCCCUCCAUUUUUUGGACCUUGGAGACAUUUUCAGAACUCUAACUGGCAGCUUGAUAACUUCGUGCAGAGUUCCUGCUUUCACCUACCUAACCCCAGUAUGAAAUCUGAGGGGGAAGAACCGCUGACAAAGAAGAGAAGACUCAGUGGCCAGCAUAAUACUCCUGAAGAAGCAGAAAGCUUCUCUAAUCAGAAGGAAGCAUUAUGUCUUUCUGUAGCACAGAAUGAAGAAAAACAUAGCAGCAAGAAAGGAAGCGCCAAAAGACACUGGGAAUAUUUCUGCCAGCACGGUAGAACAAUGAAAAUCUUUGAAAAUAAAGAAACUGACCAAAGCAAUACAGAAAGUGAGGCAAAAUUUGAUUUUACAGUUAUGUCCUACAAUAUCCUCUCACAGAAUUUGUUAGAAGAUAACUCCCACCUGUACAAGCACUGCAGACAGCGCUUGUUAAUCUGGACAUACAGAUUUCCCAACAUCCUACAAGAAAUCAAGGAGCUGGAUGCAGAUGUACUCUGUUUACAAGAAGUCCAAGAAGACCACUAUAGAACAGAGAUCAAGUCAAGUUUGGAAUCCCUGGGGUAUCACUGUGAGUAUAAAAUGAGAACGGGGAGAAAACCUGAUGGCUGUGCUAUUUGCUUCAAAACUUCCAGAUUUAGCCUGAUCUCAUCAAACCCCGUGGAAUUUUUUCGCCGUGAUAUUCCACUCUUGGACAGGGACAACGUUGGACUGGUGUUGCUUUUGCAGCCUAAAUUUCACUGCAAAACUAAUGCUGCAAUCUGUAUCGCCAAUACACAUCUGCUCUACAACCCAAGGCGAGGGGACAUCAAACUGACCCAACUUGCAAUGCUCCUGGCAGAGAUCGCUAGUGUUGCCCUUCAGAAGGACGGUACCUUCUGUCCCAUUAUCAUCUGUGGUGACUUCAAUUCUGUUCCUGGUUCUCCGUUGUACAGAUUCAUAAAGGAAGGAAAGCUAAAUUAUGAAGGACUUGCUAUAGGGAAGGUCUCUGGACAAGAACAGUUUCCAAGGGGACAAAGAAUCUUAUCUAUUCCAAUUUGGCCAAAAAAAUUAGGUAUUUCGCAAAACUGUGUAUAUGAAGUAAAACAGCAACAAAAAGAAGAAAAUGCAGGAGAAGAAUUGGAAGCAGCAAAACUGGACAAGACUCAGGAGGCUGUAAUAGCAUCUGAAAAGUUGUCUUCAAAAUUGCAGCACUGUUUUAAACUGUCUUCAGUCUAUUCUCAUUACUUUCCUGAAACUGGGAUCCCGGAAGUAACGACCUGUCACUCCCGAAGCGCUGUCACUGUGGAUUAUAUCUUCUAUUCUGCAGCACACGACGAUGCUACUGCCCAGCCAGGAGCUGAGGAUUCUUUUCACGGAGGUCUGAAACUUCUUGGCAGGCUGGCACUUCUAACAGAGAAAGAUCUUUGGACUGUUAAUGGUCUUCCCAAUGAAAAUAAUUCUUCUGACCACCUGCCAUUGCUAGCAGAGUUCAGGCUUAUUGAACGGUAAUAUCCAAAGGACUUUUUGUGUUGGUAAAGUUACCUUCACCUUCUCUCUUCAUGUGAUUAUUGUUAUUUUUUUAAAGGUUAAUUCAAGCACUGCUGGUCCGGUUUAAAUAAGUUUGCCUGCAUGCUGACUUGUUAGUGUUGUGUAAAGUAGACUUUUUAAAGAAAUUUUUUUAAAACGUUUAAAUUACUUUAUGAAGUCUUCAAGGCAAAAAGAAAAGAUUUUACAUUAGCUGCCUCUUUGAUAAUGGAAAACAUCUGCGCCAGUCUCAAUGGCAUUAUUUUUCAUGGAGAUGCUGUAAAUGGUUUUUAUUGUAAAGCAUAGUAAAACGGAUUAUUCUCUGA